Aedes aegypti (yellow fever mosquito) is the source of this 3408-nucleotide messenger RNA. RefSeq names its product nuclear hormone receptor HR96 (gene Hr96). Lineage: Eukaryota; Metazoa; Arthropoda; Insecta; Diptera; Culicidae. Bases 570 to 2987 code for a protein of 805 amino acids. Gene Ontology annotation, biological process: negative regulation of transcription by RNA polymerase II; cell differentiation; positive regulation of transcription by RNA polymerase II. The record is from RefSeq and is a predicted model, not a curated record. The transcript is spliced from 4 exons. Gene Ontology annotation, molecular function: zinc ion binding; nuclear receptor activity; RNA polymerase II cis-regulatory region sequence-specific DNA binding.
UUCGCGUUUGCGUGUGUUGCGUACGACAGUCAGAUUUUUCUCGCUUCGUGAUUGACUCAUUCAUAAUACAGAGUAUACAGAGAUUCAUUCGAUUUUUGUUGCUUUUAAAUUCAUAUUUACGACGGUCGUCCGUGUGUACAACAAUAUUCAACAGUAUACAUAUAGUGCAACCAUUCCGCUGAGUUCUAUUCGUGUUCAAUUUAUUAUAAUUAAAUUUGAUUAUUUGAUUUGCUCGCUCGCGAAUAUGUGGUUAAAGGAGGGCCGCGGAAGGGAUCAGUGAAAAUCGUGUAGUGUUUGAGAUGGGUUCCGAAAAAUGGAAGGAUAUUGAUUGCGUUACAAUCAGCUGGUGAUUGAGAUUAGUCGAGUGAAGUGUUCGAACCGUAAGCGUAAUCGUCAUGAUGAAUAUUAUAUUGAUUGCAGCGAAGAGGAAGAUCGUUCGAUAAGGCCAUCACAACAACAGUCGGGCGAAAAAACGAAGCAGCAGUAAUAAAAGUCCGCGAAAUUGAUAAGCCUUUGGCGACCGAGAUAAGAGGAGGGAAGGUGUCCCGAGUCGCGAUUAGAGCACCACCAUGAGCACCGAAAGUUCGGAUAAAUCAAAUUCAGUCGGCGGCGCGAUGAUUCCCGGAGGUGGACCAGGAGCUGGAACUGCUGCUGGAUCAGCAGCUGUUAAAAUAUGCAGCGUAUGCGGGGACAAAGCGCUGGGGUACAACUUCAACGCGAUGACCUGCGAGAGCUGCAAGGCGUUUUUCCGGAGGAAUGCCCUUUCGACCAAGGGGUUCACGUGUCCGUUUAGUGAAAGUUGCGAAAUUACGGUUGUAACGCGUCGAUUUUGCCAAAAGUGUCGGCUGGACAAGUGCUUUCAGAUAGGCAUGAAGAAGGAAUACAUCAUGUCGGAAGAGGACAAGGCUUUGAAGCGCAAGAAGAUUGAACAGAACAGGGCUAAGAAGCAAAAGUUUAAUGGGAAUGUUUCCGGUGAUGGAGUGAACUUUGCUGGUAAUGAAAUGGCAGGUGGCAUGAUGGACAAUGAUUUGUCCAUGAAGAUCAAACGGGAAGGAACAGAAUCGGACUGUUGGAGUAAUUCCUCGGACUAUAUUAUGUCACCGGAGAUGAUGCAUCAGCAGAACGGUUCCAGCAUGCAAAGUUUACCGAUGUCUAUUUCGAACGCGUUCAACAGAGGAGUGCCUUCGCCGAAUGAAGUCAGCAAUUCUUCUUGUUCAUCACACAACAACUUGACUCAUCCAAAUUCGAUGGCAGGGGAAGGGGGAGACCUCUUAUCAGCAGCGAUGUCUGUGUUGCCACCCCAGUCGCAGCUGGACUCGUCUGUCCAUUCGGCUCGUAGCAGUGAACCUUUGCUACCGGCUCUGACUCUCGAUUCCAAUGCCGAGGACAUCGUCAAUCGCAUCGUUCAGUAUCCAACGCAGGCCAGCCAAACGAUUGCCUCUCUAAUGAAAACCCCGAAAGACGCGGUUUUUAUCAUGUCGAAAAUUAUCAACUCCCAGUGCGAUGCAUUGAAGCUGAUAUCACAUUUUAUAACGGCACCUGGCGAUGCACUGCAAAUUAUAAGCAAGAUAAUGAACUCCCCGUUGGACGCUCUGACGGUUUUUGCACAGUUUAUGAGCUCCCCAACAGAUGCAUUGCAAAUCAUUGGGAAAAUCAUGAGUUCUCCGGCGGACGUUCUUCAGUUUAUGCAGCAAUUGAUGAACCAACCAGAAGAUGCCGUCCAAAUCAUGAACAAAUUUAUGAACGCCCCUGCGGAAGCUCUUCAGAUGAUUAACAAAAUGAUGAACCACUCGGAUGUGAUCGAAACCAUCAAGGAAGCGGCUGACACGUCUCAGCAAGACGACGAAGAUCCCCAACCAGAGCCAAUUCUACCCCAUACCAUUCAACCAAGCAUUCCUCAAGCCUCGAACAGUGCUGCGGCCUCCCCAUCAUCGACAUCCCACUGUGAAAUCACAUCCCCCCCGUUUGACACAUUCCUGUUCAACUCGUUGUCGGAUCCCCCGUCUGACCCUCCCCCAACUCAAUCCGCCCCACCCGACACGGAAUACAACAUGUUUCCAGACCCCGCCACUAAAUCCACAUUUUUCUCGAGCACUUUGGAAGCGGUCCUCGAGCAGGCAAUCCGCCUAGAGUACGAGGGCUACAACGGGUCCUCUCUGGGAGCGAGCAGCAGUAGCAGCAGUGGAUCCGGUGGGAGCAGUUCUACGUCCUCUGGGCAACAGCCGCAACUGGGUGGAAACAGUAUUGAGCUGAACGAUGCCGAGCGCGCCAAGUUGAACGAGUUGAUCGUGGCGAACAAGGCGCUCUACGCACCGGUCGAUGACGAUCUGGCGUCGCUGAUCUCCGAGGACUGCCGGAUUAAGUCCAACCAAAACCAGCAGGAUCCGAUGCUGCUGAAGGUGAUUAAUCUGACGGCCAUCGCCAUCCGUCGACUGAUCAAGAUGUCCAAGAAAAUCAGCGCAUUUAAAAACAUGUGCCAAGAGGACCAGCUGGCGUUACUCAAGGCGGGCAGCACGGAAAUGAUGAUCCUUCGCUCGGCCAUGCAAUACGACUGUGAUAGGGCUAGUUGGAAGAUUCCCCACAGCCAAGAGGAAAUGUCCAACAUCCGGGCAGACGUGCUCAAGUUGGCCAAAGGAAACGUCUACCAGGAACAUGAGCAGUUCAUACGUACCUUCGACAAAAAGUGGCGCUCGGACGAGAACAUCAUCCUGAUCAUGUGUGCCAUUACGCUAUUCUCGCCCGAUCGUCCAAAGACGGUGCACUCCGAUGUGAUAAAGCUGGAACAGAAUUCCUACUACUAUCUGUUACGGCGGUACCUGGAAAGCAUCUAUCCGGGUUGCGAGGCCAGAUCGAUCUUUCUGAAGCUGAUACAGAAGAUCUCCGAGCUGCAUCGGCUGAACGACGAAAUCAUCAGCGUGUACCUUGACGUGAACCCGGCCCAGGUUGAACCACUGUUGAGAGAGAUAUUCGACCUGAAGGUUCACUGAGCUACAUAGAAAGAACAGCUCUGAGCAAUUGCUACAUCACAUUUUCGGUGUCUACUACGUACCAUUACCCUAUUUGUAAGAAACUGUGUUAUAUACCUUGUAAUGCUAGGAACGUCGAGUUCAGAUUUCAUAGCUGGUUCUAAUGAAAGCAACAGGAGAAAAGCUUAUAUUUUAGUUUCGUACACUCUGACGUUGAUGAGUGAGACAGCCUAGUGAAUGUUCGUUUAAGAAGCUUUAAUGGAUUGAUAGUGUUUAUGUAUUUAUAGAUGAUAUAUAUAUUUUUACAGUCAUUACGGUUGAAACCAGAUUUCAGCAGAAGCAGUACUAAUAGUAGCAUAGACGCAAAGAUUGUUAUCGUUCAUAAGCAAUCAAUGAACACGGAAAAGUUUACAAAAUAAAUCGUCACGUUAUCAAUACUUCA